AUGGCAGAUGGGUUCUCGCCCACUUCACCUCCGCCCAGCCCGAGCCUGCUGCCACACUCCCCACCCGAUUCCCCAGCUUUCAUCGCGUUCAACAACGGCUACGAUCAGUGGAACAAUCUCAUAGCCCCUGACGAGGUGAACGGCUUUGACCCCACCACCCGAUUUGAUACCCUCUUCAACAAUCCCCCCGCCCUAGCCCUUCCAGUCACAGAGGAAGAGAGCGCCGAACCCCCCGGCGAGCAAGAAUCCCUCAGCGAAGAAAGAGAGACUUCUUUUGAAGGUGACUCAGUUCACACGCAGACCGACGAUCUUGAACAUUUGUGGAGCAAGUUCGAGGUUGAGUAUCGAACUGGUAAUCUUGCCGAAUUCGUUGGCGAUUUGUGGGAUCUUUACGACCCUAUUUCCAGCAGAAACCAAGUCGAAGCAGCAGAGCUUCUCUCUCUCAUAAAUUUCUGUGGUAUCCUCUUACCCUACCAGAACGGUUACCAGAACGGGAGCACAGAAUCCGAAGGCGAGGAAGAAGAAACCUCUGCUUCAGAUAAUUCGGAGGACAGCAAGUCUGACUCUGGCUCUGACGACGAAAGUACCGGAAAUCCCACCGGAACUCCUGACAACGGAUACGGAGCUCAAGAACCAAGCUCUUCUGCUCCGAACCGUGGCCCCUCCAAUCCCGGUAAUUCGUACAGACCUCCGCAGAUACUUGGUAAAAGACGCCGCAGGGACAGCCCUGACCACCACAAGAUGUCUUCCAAGCUGAAGGAGGAACAGCCCUCUGGGAGCUUCCACCAGGACUACAUCGCAUCCUUGCGUUAUCGCAAUGAUCUCCCUCCUCCGGACAUGCCCCCGAAGUUCCUAGAUAUUCCACAUGAAGGUCUAAGCCGCUUCCUUACCCCUGGGUUUGCUUCCAACCUUGCGCGUCGCGAGGAACCAAAUAUCGACGUUGAUGCCGAGGGUGGUAUGCCUAUUGACAUGGUCGGUAUUCCGGGUCUACACCUCGGAGAUGAGAGUGCGAUUAUGGCACCCGAGAACCCGCAGCCGAUUGACCCCGCUGAUCUCCCACUCCUGAUGGCCCUGGAUCAGUUGCGCAAUCCCGCCCCCAAGAACACGAAUGUCAGCUUCCUCCGUCGCACGCAACAUAUCUCUGUCGAGCGCAGUGCUCCUUCGGGAUCAGGUUCUACUACUAUCAAUGCCCAAAGCCGGCCUCUCAAGAAAACAAAGGUUUCAGUUGAUGACCCCAAGCACGUCAAGAAGUUGGUCCAGAAGGGCUUCGAUGUCGCCUAUCCCGAGAGCAAGUACACCGGCGAGGACACAGAGAGUCAUAUUCGAGGCCUUCCCGCCACAAAGGCCGAGAUUGAUGCCUGGGCUAACCCGGUCCACCCUGAUAACCCGAAGCUCAAGGCCGUUGGCUUCUUCGCUGUCCUGCCCGACCUAGAGGGCUUCACAGAUCCUGGAGGUUUGGUCCAAUUCAAAUUCGACAAAGCACCUGUUUCGGCUGUUGGUGGAAAGCGGGACAAGCGCAUGGAUGUGGCUCUGUUGCACCCAUCCGCCCCCGAAGAUCGAAUCUGUGAGGAGCAUGCGCAGAAGGUGGCCUUGCACAAAGCCAACCCGGAGGUCUACCCUGACCCCGGUCCCAUCCCUUGGGAUUAUGACCUCUUCUUGUCGGAGAAAUCAGAGUCAGUGAAGAAGAUUGGUAUCAGCAUGGACCCGAAGAACCCGAAUCGUGACAACGAAGAUCUUUAUGCUCACGAAGGAACUGAGGGCCACAAGUUCCACCGAUACGACCGUGUUCGCACCUACGCUACGAGUGCUCAAACUCUCAAUACCGACCAGAAACAGAGAGAUAUUGCUCUGACUCUGUUCCAGCCAAAUGAAGGCGAAACUAAGCAGCAAGCUGCUUACUACUACCCGAUCCUCGGCAAGACGCGCCUAAAGCCUGAGCGUGCCCGUACAAUCGCCCAGGCUGGGUUGGCACCAACCGCAUCCUUGGUCAAGGAAGAUCAAAUCGACCAGAUGCAGGUCGCUGUCCGCGACCCCGAUGAGGCCGAGGUCUACAAGAGGGCUCUGCACCGAGCCAAUAUCGACCCGGAGUUCGCCAAGACUCUCGGUCCUCCCCCGGAGCCACCCGUGGCUGAACAGGGCUCCCCAGAUGCCCUGGGCGAUGAGGUGGCUGGGGAUGACGAGGACACGCGGAUGAGCGAAGAGUAA
This is a messenger RNA of Penicillium longicatenatum, 2205 nucleotides long. RefSeq lists its product as uncharacterized. The coding region runs from base 1 to 2205 and encodes 734 amino acids. Lineage: Eukaryota; Fungi; Ascomycota; Eurotiomycetes; Eurotiales; Aspergillaceae. Gene Ontology annotation, molecular function: RNA polymerase II complex binding; chromatin binding. Gene Ontology annotation, biological process: transcription elongation by RNA polymerase II. Gene Ontology annotation, cellular component: Cdc73/Paf1 complex. The record is from RefSeq and is a predicted model, not a curated record. The transcript is spliced from 5 exons.